Aureobasidium vineae is the source of this 2247-nucleotide messenger RNA. NCBI's taxonomy places the organism in Eukaryota, Fungi, Ascomycota, Dothideomycetes, Dothideales, Saccotheciaceae. The record is from the annotation of a GenBank genome assembly.
UCUGGCCAUCGAUCGACAUGGCAUCCCAGCACAACUCCCUUCGCGACCGUCAAGUGGNCGUCCAUUGAGAAGGUCCUGAACCUCAACCACGCCUCUCCCGAAAGCGCAGAUACACAACACGAUGCAACCCUUGCCAACGGUCUCGUCACCAAAGCCACUCCUAUCCUCAAUGCCGACGGCGAGCCGAUCUGGAAGGUUCUUGUCUUUGACAACCUAGGAAGAGAUAUGAUCAGUAGUGUCCUUCGCGUCUCAGACUUGCGCUCUUGGGGAGUCACCAUACACCUGUACGUCGCCAAAAUCAGCUGCUUGCUCUUUGAGCCCUUGCGCAUGCUGAGUCUUGCUACAGAGCUGCUGCUGACAGCAACGUGUCAGANNCCUAUUACCUCAAAACGUCAUGCUAUUCCAGACGUCCCUGCCCUCUACCUCGUCGAACCUACCCAUGAGAACCUGAAUAUCAUCGCUUCCGAUCUCGCAAACGGCCUCUACUCGUCUGCCUACGUCAAUUUUCUCUCGUCAAUAUCCAGACCUGUCUUGGAGGAUUUCGCCGCCCAAAUCGCCGCAGGAGGAACAUCGGAGAGCAUUGAGCAAGUCUAUGACCAAUAUCUGAACUUCGUCGUCAGCGAGCCCAACCUGUUCAGUCUGGGAAUGGGCAAAGAUGUCUACUAUACUAUGAACAGUGCGCAGACCAGCGACGAGGAGAUCGACGCAAAAGUCGACCGCAUCGUGAGUGGUCUGUUCAGCGUCGCCGUGACCAUGGGUAAGUCCAGUAAAUGCUCUUGCGAUCCUUAUUCUGACCGUUCCANNGGCUCUAUCCCCAUCAUUCGAUGCCCGAAGGGCGGCGCAGCGGAAAUGAUCGCAGCCAAGCUUGACCGCAAACUGCGCGAUCACAUUCUGAAUGCGAAGGACAACCUCUUCUCCGGCGCCAAUGCUCGCAACAACACUGCAGCUACCACACCAGCUUCGCGACCUAUCUUGAUCAUUGUCGACAGAAACCUUGACCUCGUACCGAUGCUCUCUCACUCCUGGACAUACCAAUCACUAGUACACGAUGUGCUCAAGAUGCACCUCAACCGCAUCACAGUAGAGUUGCCAGGAGAUGACUCAGAUGCGACCAAACCUGCGACUAAGCGAUCAUACGACCUGAACACAAAUGACUUCUUCUGGACCAGAAACGCGGGAGUACCGUUUCCACAAGUCGCCGAAGACAUUGACACUGAAUUGACUCGCUACAAAGAGGACGCCAACGAGAUCACCAAGAAGACCGGAGCUUCUUCAAUCGAGGAUCUGCAAAACGAUACGUCGACCUCGGCUCAGCAUCUCAAGGCAGCUAUCACUUUGUUGCCUGAAUUGCGUGAACGCAAAAACAUCCUCGACAUGCACAUGAAUAUCGCGACCGCUCUUCUGAAGGGCAUCAAGGAGAGACAGUUGGACAAUUUCUUCCAGUUAGAGGAAGACAUCAAAAAGCAGACCAAAGCACAGAUGUUGGAGUUGAUUUCGGACUCUGAUAAAGGCAAAGAACCUUUGGACAAACUCCGAAUCUUCAUCAUCUGGUUCUUGAGUACCGAGCAGGAAGUAUCCCGAGCAGAUAUGGACAAGUUCGAGGAGGCUCUGCGCAAUACUGGAGUCGACACCACCCCUUUGACUUAUAUCACGCGCAUGACCAUGAUCUCGUCGGCACCCACUCAACCUGCCCAGUCAUCAGCAUCUAAUGACCUCUUCCGAGGAUUCAGCUCACUUUCCAAGGGAUUGACGGAUAAGUUCAAGGAGGCUGGAAUCGGUUCGAACUUUGAGAAUUUGAUCUCGGGUGUUAAAAACUUCCUGCCUGCCAACAAAGACCUGACUCUGACCAAAAUCACGGAGUCAUUGAUGGAUCCGUCCAACGCCAGUACGAGCGCGCUCCAAAAGACAGAGGGCUAUCUCUACUUUGAUCCUCGCAGUGCCAACGCUCGAGGCACAAUGCCGCCGUCAGCAGCUCAGGCUAGAAAUCCUGGCGGCAGCAGCGUGACAAGAGGCAUCGAGGCAAGCUUCGGUCAACGGAGACAAGGCUACAGCGAGGCGAUUGUCUUUACAGUCGGUGGUGGCAGUAUGGACGAGUAUGGCAACUUGCAGGACUGGGCCAAUAGAACGAGCGGCCAAGGAGCAGCAGGCUCGGUAAGCAAGAAGCGCAUUGUGUACGGCAGCACGGAGCUUGUGAAUGCGGAAGACUUUGUGCUCGGGGAAUUGACCAAGUUGGGCAAUGAAAGCGCA